UAUUACCGAUUGCCACUACCGAUAAUCCAUAUGUAAAUCCGUUAUCGGCAGCAGAUUCAGCAUUUAACUUAGAAACUAAUCAAUCGGUAGCAGAUUCAGCAUUUAACUUAGAAACUAAUCAAUCGGCAGCAGAUUCAACAUUUAACUUAGAAACCAAUCAAUCGACAGCAGAUUCAACAUUUAACUCAGAAACCAAUCAAACUAAUCAACCGGAGCCACAUAAUUGUAUCUCAAUUGAAGAUAUUAAUGCCAACAAAAUGCCAAUCGAAGAUCCCACAAAUACUCUAUAUAUAAAAAAUUUAUCCCAGAGAAAAAUUGAAGAUAAAGAGUUGGAAUAUCUUUUUGGUAGAUAUUUUCAAUCACGUUCAGAAAUGGAAAGUCAGUUGGGAAUUCAAUUAUUGAAAGGACGAAUGAGAGGGCAGGCAUUCAUAAAGCUUCCUAGUCUAGAAAUAGCAACACAAGCCUUAAACGAAUUGCACGGAUCUACGGAAACAAACAAGAGUUCCUGA
This is a messenger RNA of Racocetra fulgida, 509 nucleotides long. The record is from the annotation of a GenBank genome assembly. NCBI's taxonomy places the organism in Eukaryota, Fungi, Glomeromycota, Glomeromycetes, Diversisporales, Gigasporaceae.